CCGAAGUCGUGCUCUUGAGGAAAGACGGGACGCUGGGGGCCGCCUGUGCUCCUCUGCCCAAAGCGUUGCCCUCCGCCUUUUGCUGGGCCUUUGGCCUUGCCGUCUUCCGGCCCAGCCCGGGGAUGCUGUUGUUUUCUCGUUUGUUUUUAUCGCAUUUACACGUUUUGCAUCCAGUUCCUACAGUUGUGUUUUGUUUUGCGUUAUUCAGGACACCUCCUCGGCAGAAAGUUUCCAGACGGCACAAAUCUAGAGUAGAAAGCGGAGCCCCCUUUUCCUGCUGUCCCCCCGGAGGAGAGCCCCGUUCUCUGCUCUCUGCCGCCCGCUUCUGGCAAUUGCAGGCACUGGGAGAAGGCAGGGCCGCCCUGCCUCUGUCCUUGGCACCCGCGUGGCCAGCGUCUGCGGCCGCUGCACCGCGUCUAGCCAGGGGCCUUUUCAGUCCGAUCGCUUCCUCUUGGGCAUUUACAGUGUUUCCCUGUGGGAGUGACGUGUUUUGGGGGAGUGACGUGACCCCAAAAGGGACACGGCUGCGGAGCCGGACGGACUUCCUUGCCGUAUUCCCCGCGCGGGGUGCUGGUUUGGACGGAUUCUGGGAGGGCCAGUGUCUGGCCGCCAGCGCCCUGGCUGUGCCCCGCGCCGAGAGGGCUCCCCCGAGUCGAGUGAGGGCAGGAGGCCACACGUCACUGCCCGGAUUACUGCCCAAGUCCCCUUGCGUCUGACUCGUGGUCUCUGUUGACACGGUCACGGCAGCAGGGCACACGCGUGGCCACACACCUGGUGUGGAGUCCGCCAACCACUCUUUUGUGGCACGUCUCCUUAGUUCUGGUGUUGCACAUUGGCAACUGCCGCUGGGUCGUGUCCCGGGUCCCCGUGGCUCUGACAGGACCACCCCAAGGUGGAGCCAAGUCACUUGUGAGCCCACAGACCUUGAGGUCAGGACUCAUUCAGUAUGAUGGAUGGUCUCCCGGCCCCUAGGAGGGCAGGGUGGGUGGGGGCCCACAUGUCUGGUCUGUCUUCCCUGGGGAUGGCCCUGCUGAGGGGACAGGCCCCCCGCUGUCUGCCCUGUGCCCCACCACGGCCCCUGACAUGCAGACCCCAAAGGCAGCUGGGAUGCCUCCCCCAGGGUGUCAGCGGCCCAGCAAGACACAGAAGCCUUUUCAUGAUCAGGAGCUGGGGGGUGGGGGGGUCCCUGCUCACAAAUGGCUUUUUAUAGCUGCCCCAUCAGACGUUCCCUGGUGCUCCCAGGGAGCAGCCUGGCCCAUCCGGGGGCCCAGCCCAGCUGUUUCCUACUCUGAACCACUGGUCAUUGUGCCUGCCUUGGGACCCCCCCGACCCCUGCCCUGCUCCCCACACCCCAUCUCUCAGUAGGGGCAUCCAGAAGAGGCCCAUCUCUGUCCCUAUUUUCCAAAAAUAGCCAUCCCUGCCACAGAGCUCCCGGAAGCUUCCCCGGGAGGCCAGUCUGUGUCCCAGGACCUGUCCUCCACCACCCUCCUCCUCCCAGGACGGCCGCAGCUCCACUCCAAGGCUAUGUGGACUCUGGGGGGGUGGGGAUGGGGGAAUCAGGCAGCUCGGGGCCCCAGGGCAGCAGCCACCACAUGGGCUCCACGCUGGGGAUGCCAACCAGGCUGUUCCCGCCAAUCCUGGAUGCUGGCCUGGGCCCCAUUCGGCAGAGCUGGCCAGGCCUCCCUCCUUGGCUCUAGCAAGUGGUCCCUCUCAGCCCCAGACGGGGCCUCGGGUUCUCAAGUUGUCCCCAGUGGGGCCAAGGCACCUGGGGUGGGGGCUGUAGGGGGCACAAACUCUCUGGUGCUGUCCUCGGGUCAGCCCUGACCACCUGGUGCUGUCUCCCCAGAGAGCGGCCGCCUGAGGCUGGCGGUGCUUCCUGAGGACCGGCUGCAGAUGAAGUGGUCGGAGUCGGAGGGGAGCAGCCUUGGCUACCUGGUGCAGGUGAAGCCCAUGGCAGGGGACGCGGAGCAGGACGUGAUGCUGACCACGAAGGCCCCCAAGGCCACGGUGGGGGGCCUGAGCCCCUCCAAGGGCUACACCGCACAGAUCUUCCGGCUUACUGGCUCAGGGACCACCCUGCUGGCGCAGAGGGAGUUUGUGAUAGAGGAGCUGAAGAGGCCCCUGGGGACAGCCCCGGAGCCCACGCCCUCCCACGUGGGGAGCCCAGCCCGAGAGCCCCCAGUCGCCUCGUCCCCGAGCCAAGACCUGCCCACUCUUGGCGGCUCCCAGUGGGAUGAGGGACUGCUCGGUGAGGAGCAGCGCCCGCCCAGGGGCCCCGGGGGCAAGGCCCCUUCUCAGCCCACCAAAGACCUGGAGAGGCAGAGCCACCCCAGGGCCCCCGAGGGAAAGACCGAGAAGCCAGCCAGCCCCCAGUUCCGCUGCACACCCCCUGCGCCUGUGGACAUGAUCUUGCUGGUGGACGGGUCCUGGAGUAUCGGCCACAGCCACUUCCAGCAGGUCAAAGAUUUCCUGGCCAGCGUCAUCGAGCCCUUUGACAUCGGGCCGGAUAAAGUCCAAGUCGGCCUGACUCAGUACAGUGGAGACCCCCAGACUGAGUGGGAUCUCAGCACCUUCGGCGCCAAGGAGGACGUGCUGGCCGCUGUCCGCAGCCUCCGCUACAAAGGGGGAAACACGUUCACAGGCCUGGCCCUGUCACAUGUGCUGGAGCAGAACCUGCGGCCGGGGGCGGGGCCCCGUCCAGAGGCGGCCACGGUGGUGAUUCUGGUGACGGACGGCAAGUCCCAAGAUGAUGCCCGUGCCGCUGGCCGUGCCCUCAAGGACCUGGGUGUUGACAUCUUUGCUGUGGGCGUGAAGAACGCGGACGAGGCCGAGUUACAGCUCCUGGCGUCCCGGCCGCUGGACAUCACCGUCCACAAUGUGCAGGACUUUCCCCAGCUGGGCACCUUGGCCGGCUUGCUCAGCCGCCUCAUCUGCCAGAAGGUCCAGGGCCGGAGCAGGGCCCCGGUUACAUCGACAGCGGGCAGCCCCUCCUCCCCGGACACGCUCUUCACUCCCACCAGCCUGGUCGUGACCCAGGUGACCUCCUCCAGCGUCCACCUGUCCUGGACUCCAGCCCCCCGGCUGCCCCUCAAGUAUCGGAUCGUGGGGCAGCCUUCCAGGGGUGGCGCCCCCAGGGAGGUUGUGGUGGAGGGGCUGGCCUCGUCCACGGAGCUUCACAACCUGACGGCCGGCACGCAGUACUUGGUGUCUGUGCUCCCUGUCCUCCGGGCUGGGUUCGGAGAGGGCCUGAGGCGCCUCGUGACCACAGCACCUCUGCCUCCGCCCCAGGCGCUGGCCCUGGCCGCAGUGACACCCAGGACCAUCCGCCUCACCUGGCAGCCGUCGGCCGGGGCCACACGGUACCUGGUGCGGUGCCUGUCGGCCUCCGCCAAGGGCCAAGAGGAGGGGAGAGAGGUUCGGGUGGGGCAGCCUGAGGUGCUGCUGGACGGCCUGGAGCCCGGCAGGGACUAUGAUGUCUGGGUACGGAGCCUGCGAGGGGCCGAGGCCAGCGAGGCUCGGGGCAUCCGCGCCAGGACCUCCACCCUCGCGCCCCCCGGACACCUCAGUUUCUCGGAUGUGAGUCACGACUCAGCCCGUGUUUCCUGGGAGGGCGUCUCGAAGCCCGUGCGUCUGUUCAGGAUCAGCUUUGCCUCCAGUGACGGCAGCCAUUCAGGGGAGGUGGAGGCUCCCGGCAACGCCACCUCGGCCACCGUGGGCCCUCUGUCCUCCUCCACUGCGUAUUCUGUCCGCGUCACCUGCCUCUACCCCGGGGGCAGUUCCUCCGUGCUGACCGGCCGCCUGACUACGCGGAAAGUCCCCAGCCCGAGCCAGCUCUCGGUGACAGAGCUCCCUGGGGACGAGGUUCGACUGGAGUGGACGGCCGCAGCGGCUUCCGGCGUCCUUGUGUACCAGAUCAAGUGGACGCCCCUGGGAGACGGGAAGGCCCACGAGAUCUCUGUCCCAGGGCACCGGGACGUGGCAGUCCUGCCUGGCCUGCAAAGCCACUUGGAGUAUGAGAUCACCAUCCUGGCCUACUACAGGGAUGGGGCCCGCAGUGACCCGGUGUCCCUCCGCUACACCCCCCCGCACCGGAGCCCGCCCUCUGACCUGGCCCUGGCGUCCAAGUCACCCGACAGCCUGCAAGUCAGCUGGACACCUCCGAGCGGCCACGUCCUCCACUACCGGCUCACCUACGUGCCAGCCUCGGGCUCGGGGCCCGAGAAGUCGAUCUCUGUUCCAGGACUCAGCAAUCACGUGACGCUCCCCAACCUGCUGGCGGCCAGCAAGUACAGGGUCCUGGUCUCCGCGGUCUAUGGAGCGGGGGAGAGCAGGACUGUGUCUGCCAUAGGCCACACGGCAGCCUGCCCCGCCCUCAGCCCAGAUGGCUCCCUCUCAGGCUUUGACCUCAUGGCGGCCUUUGGUCUGGUGGAAACGGAGUAUGCGUCCAUCCGCGGCGUCGCCAUGGAGCCCUCGGCAUUCGGCCGCGCCAGGACCUUCACACUCUUCAAGGAUGCCCAGCUGACGCGCCGGGCCAGCCCUCAGCAUGCCCUGGGAGCCCCAGCACUGGCACAGAACCCCUCUGAGCACUCCCCUCCCAACAAGCUCAGUGACGUCCACCUGGCCGCCCUCCCACCGGAGCACACGGUUGUCUUCCUCCUGCGUCUGCUGCCCGAGACACCCCGCGAGACCUUUGCGCUGUGGCAGAUGACGGCCGAGCACUCCCAGCCCGUCCUGGGGGUCUUGCUGGACGCCGGCAGGAAGUCUCUGACCUACUUCAACCACGACCCCAGGGCCACCUUGCAAGAGGUCACCUUUGACCUGCCCGAAGUGAGGAGGAUAUUCUUUGGAAGCUUCCACAAGGUGCAUGUGGCUGUGGGCCGCUCCAAGGUCAGGCUCUAUGUGGACUGCCGGAAGGUGGCUGAGAGGCCCAUGGGGGAGGCAGGCAGCCCACCUGUUACUGGCUUCGUCAUGCUGGGACGGUUGGCCAAGGCCCGCGGGCCCCGGAGCAGUUCAGCCACCUUCCAGCUCCAGACGCUGCAGAUCGUGUGCAAUGACUCCUGGGCGGAGGAAGACAUGUGCUGUGAGCUCCCUGCGUCGAAGGAUGGAGAGACCUGCCCUGCCUUCUCUUCCUCUUGUACCUGUUCCUCACAGACCCCUGGGCCCCCGGGGCCCCAGGGACCUCCGGGCCUCCCCGGAAGGAACGGAGUCCCAGGAGAACAGGGCUUCCCAGGCCCCAGGGGAGAGCCCGGGCCACCUGGACAGACGGGGCCUGAGGGUCCUGGGGGUCAGCAGGGGUCGCCAGGGACCCAGGGCCGAACCGUGCAGGGGCCUGUGGGUCCGCCAGGGGUCAAAGGAGAGAAGGGGGACCACGGAGCCCCGGGCUUGCAGGGCCAUCCUGGUCACCAGGGCCCUCCCGGGAAGGUCGGCCUCCAGGGACCUAAGGGAAUGAGGGGUCUGGAGGGGAGUGCUGGCCUGCCUGGACCUCCGGGCCCGAGGGGCUUCCAGGGCACAGCGGGGGCCAGGGGCUCCGGAGGGCAGAGAGGACUCCCGGGGCCUGUGGGGCUCACGGGGCUGCCGGGGCCCAAAGGGGAGCGAGGAGAGAAGGGGGAGCCGCAGUCCCUGGCCACCAUGUACCAGCUCGUGAACCAGGCCUGCGAGUCUGCCAUCCAGACUCACGUGCUGAAGUUCCACCAUGAGAGCGCCAGGCCCCCCAGGCCCAUCUUGCAGGCCCUCGGACACCCCAGCUCUCACGGUGAGGCCUGGCUCCCUGGAAGAGGAGGACGAGACGGCCCCCGCCCUGAGGACGGAGGUGAGCCCGGAGCCCUUGGUCAGAGGAGCAGCCCUUGGCUGAAAGGGAGUGAGCCUCCAGGACCCCUGGGGGGAACGGGACGGCCCCCGUGCUGCCCGGAGUGACCCUGCCCCUCCCUGGACCCUGCAGGAGGAGCCUGGAAAGCGAGUCCCGGGAGGGGCCUGGAGGCAGAAGGUGGGGGUGGGGGGCCUUCCCUCUGUACUGUUUCCACACUCAGAUAAAGUGCAGCGUGCUCAGCAA
Messenger RNA from Leopardus geoffroyi (Geoffroy's cat), 6049 nucleotides. It is a transcript of the gene COL20A1, whose product is annotated as collagen type XX alpha 1 chain. Bases 1894 to 5913 code for a protein of 1339 amino acids. Gene Ontology annotation, molecular function: protein binding. The record is from RefSeq and is a predicted model, not a curated record. The transcript has 37 exons. Lineage: Eukaryota; Metazoa; Chordata; Mammalia; Carnivora; Felidae.